This is a messenger RNA of Cynara cardunculus var. scolymus (artichoke), 1477 nucleotides long. RefSeq names its product ethylene-responsive transcription factor 5-like. The coding region runs from base 342 to 1226 and encodes 294 amino acids. The transcript has a single exon. Gene Ontology annotation, biological process: ethylene-activated signaling pathway; regulation of DNA-templated transcription. Gene Ontology annotation, molecular function: DNA-binding transcription factor activity; DNA binding. The record is from RefSeq and is a predicted model, not a curated record. NCBI's taxonomy places the organism in Eukaryota, Viridiplantae, Streptophyta, Magnoliopsida, Asterales, Asteraceae.
UAUUGUUUUGGAAAAUUUUGCAUUAUAACGGACCAAAUAAGUUAGAAAAUAUAAAAUAGAUUACAAUAAAAAGAAUUAUGAAAGAUUAGGGACCAGAAUGGUAAAAGAAUAAAAUAUAAAGCAGUCAUUGAGUUUUGAGUCAUCUUCACAAAGUUACCGAUGUUUCCUGACUCCAUCGUCGAACCUCCCUCUCUCCAUCCUCAUUUUGGCUGUCCCUAUCCGCUCUAUUUCUUUACUUGUUAUAUAUAUACUCUUUCACUCCACCUUUUCCACUCAACCAAUUCUCUCUGAUUCCAGUUUUCUAACACUCAUCUCUUUAAGGUUUUCGCUUCAGUUCAACAAUGGCGUCACCUGAUGAAUCUUCAGCUUUAGACCUCAUCCGUCAACACCUGCUUAUUGAUGAUCUAUCGUUCCUUCAGACAUACUCUGCUCUUUCUGAUAAUGAUUCUAACAAUACCCAUAAAUCUGAUUUCUUUUUCCAUCAAGUUUCAUCCACUAAUUCACCAUCGUCUUCUUCUUCAUCCCCAGUUUUUGAACCUGUUUCUGAUGAACAGUUCGAAUUUAACGUCAUGCCUGAAUCGAUGCUCAGUUUUAAUUCAUGGAAACAAACUGGUAAUGGUAGUGGUAGUAGCUUUAAUGAACGAAAACCAUCUCUCAACAUAUCCAUUCCAUUUCCUCCACCGGUGAUCGAGAAAUCACCGGAACCGACGGUGGCGGUUUUUGAGGAGAAGAAACAUUACAGAGGAGUCCGGCAACGUCCAUGGGGAAAGUUUGCGGCGGAGAUACGCGAUCCGAAUAAGAAAGGAACGAGGGUUUGGCUUGGUACGUUCGACACGGCCGUGGAGGCGGCGAAGGCGUACGACAGGGCGGCGUUUAAGCUUCGUGGCAGCAAGGCUAUAUUAAAUUUCCCGCUAGAAGUCGGAAAUUUAAAUGAAGCGGCGGUGGCGCCGGUGGUGAAAAGUAACGGCCGGAAAAGGGUGGCCCGAGAGGCUGAGGUGGAGGAGAGACAAAGUGGGAAAGAAAUGAAGAAAGAAACGGCGACGGAGACGGCAGAGUCAUCGGGCGUUAAACCGACUGACGCUGCGUGUGGGCCGUUAACGCCGUCAAACUGGACGGCGGUUUGGGAUUGUGGGGAGGGUGAUGGUAACGGAAAAGGAAUAUUCGAAGUGCCUCCGUUAUCACCUUGUCCCACUGUUGGCUUUUCGUCGGGCUGUAUGGUCAUCUAAAGAAGUUUAACGUCGUUUACUAAAUCUGGGAAUUCGAAACGGCGUCAGUACUCUACCGUUUAGUAUUAUCCACACCGCUAUCUGUUUUAGGAAAAGAAAAUGUAGGUGGCGAGUUGUGUAGCGUGUAUAUACAGAGAUUAGAGAAGUAGUUUCCACGUAUUCCUUUUAUUUUUUUAAUCAAAACCAAUAAUUUAUUUUCCACGUCAGCGUUAUUUCCCGUUAAAAAGAAAAAAAAAAACAUUCUUUAUUUA